Angiostrongylus costaricensis is the source of this 330-nucleotide messenger RNA. The record is from the annotation of a GenBank genome assembly. Lineage: Eukaryota; Metazoa; Nematoda; Chromadorea; Rhabditida; Metastrongylidae.
AUGCAGCGCAAAUUGCUACUAUUGCUUUGCUUGUCGUCAUUCUUUGUUACUCAGAUUGGCGAAACUGGCGGUACAGCUUCAAUCCAUGUGAAGAGCUCUGAGGAGAACUCGUCCGAAGAGUUGCUCUUUCAGACCGAUUCAUCAUACCAGGCAGUAGACACUUAUCUACAACAAGCCGAUAUGACUCCACAACCUCGUGAUCCACGACUGUAUCAACAAAGCCAGCCGAGAUGUGGAUGCUUACAAGUGAUUUUCCUCAGAGUUCCUCAAUAUCAAUGCCAAUGUGGAGGCGCACAAGAAUGGGUGUGUUUCCAGUUGGAAAUUUCCUAA